This is a messenger RNA of Didymodactylos carnosus, 489 nucleotides long. Lineage: Eukaryota; Metazoa; Rotifera; Eurotatoria; Philodinida; Philodinidae. The record is from the annotation of a GenBank genome assembly.
AUGUUUGAAAAUAUUAGUCGAGAAGAAGCAGUCAGUAUGUUAUUAGAUCAAACAGAUGGAACGUUUCUUGUACGACAAAGUGGAACAAUUAAGGGCGAUCUUGUUUUAUGUGUCAAAGAAGGCUCUAAAGUCAGUCACUAUAUUAUUAAUCGUCGAAAUAAUCAUGAUGAUUUAAAAAAUCAGUUAACGUAUAAAAUUGGUGAUAAAAUAUUUUCAUCCAUGUCGGAAUUACUCAGCUUUUAUAAACAACGUUUAUUGGAUACAUCAACACUCAUCAGAAUUUAUCCAAAACCUCGUGUGCGUUGUAAAUUCAAUUUUAUGGGAAAAGAUGAAGAAGAUUUACCUUUUAAAAAGGGAGAAAUAUUAAUGAUUGUUAGAAAGGAUGAAGAAUUUUGGUGGACGGCAAAAAAUGUGCACAAUGAAAAAGGUUUAAUACCCGCAAAUUAUGUUGAAUUUAUUUGUCAUGAGAGUGCACGUUUCGAUUUGUAG